Messenger RNA from Suillus subalutaceus, 1152 nucleotides. RefSeq lists its product as uncharacterized. The transcript is spliced from 11 exons. Bases 331 to 1152 code for a protein of 273 amino acids. NCBI's taxonomy places the organism in Eukaryota, Fungi, Basidiomycota, Agaricomycetes, Boletales, Suillaceae. The record is from RefSeq and is a predicted model, not a curated record.
AACAAGGGGCCCCCAAUGGAUUCGGGAACAAACAAGUCCCAAAACUCAAGCCCGUACCUAAACUUGGAAAUCAGCCAGUGCGACGCUGUGCGACGAUACCGUGAUUUUCCGUGACAGUGUGUGUGACUGCACUGAAUAGUAGUCAAGCUUUUUGUCAUGUCAAGGCACUGCACCCCAGACUAUUGGUUAUUCCCCACAGCAAGUAUAUGGCAACAAAGAGCACCUUCCACGCUCACGGUGCAAAUACCAGUGCUAUUCCACUUUCCUGUGUCAGAUAUAUCUUCUGCCAUAUAAUAAACUCGAGUUCAAACUACGCGAUCAUCAAUACCAAUGACUCCCUACCAAGUCACAGAAGAUCUUCUCGUUCAAGAUCAGGGGUUUCGAACCAACACAGAUGUCGACUCGGAUGAUCCCGAUCUCUCGUCAGAGGAAGAGCGUAGUCCAGAGCCAGAGGAAUCAAUCCAGGGUCCUUCAACUGGUUUUUCUGGCCGUGGACCGCAGAACACCGAUCUGGCUACAUUGGCUAGCGCAUCAAAGAAAGAUCAGAACAAUAUUUCUCUUCCACAGAUUUCCGAGCCUCGUCAGACCAACAUACCACCUCCGGAAAAAAAGCCCAACCCAGCCAAUUACUCUGGCACUGACAAUACUACUAGUUAUAUACCAUUUCCAAUAUUCCAACUUGUUGCAAUUUUGGUCAAUUCUUAUACAAUACUUGGAAAAAUUUGCCCUAAUGUCGCCACAAUGGCAACAGAACUUGUACUCACGAAUUCAACUGACAAGCCGAAAUAUUCGACGAUCUCCAGCCAGGUUAAGGUCCCCAAAGGAGGCUGGAAUGACAUGAUCUUUGCUCCUGUAAUCAAACAAAUCCUCUCGGAAUACAUCAAUGAGCCAGACCCUGACACCACCGAGGACAUUUUGCAACAUCCCAAUUCCAAAGAUUACGCGUUUUCCUGCAAGGGGAAGUUUUAUGUUUGCAAUUGCAUUAGCGAUGCAUUAUUUUUGGUGCUUGAGCGAUCGAACCGAAGAAAAGGCGGCACUUUGGAAACAGAUAGACGAAGAUAUGUUGAAGGUAAGGGGGAUAACAUACACACAUCGCAAUCUCUUCAGCUAUUGCAAGAACGUGAAGAGACUGCCAACAAUAGCGUAGCAUGA